Paracoccidioides brasiliensis Pb18 is the source of this 3153-nucleotide messenger RNA. RefSeq lists its product as uncharacterized. Gene Ontology annotation, molecular function: mRNA binding. Gene Ontology annotation, biological process: post-transcriptional regulation of gene expression. Gene Ontology annotation, cellular component: cytoplasm. The coding region runs from base 1 to 3153 and encodes 1050 amino acids. The record is from RefSeq and is a predicted model, not a curated record. The transcript has 9 exons.
AUGGCCUUCAAGAACGGCCUAAACGAGCGCCUGGAAGAGCUCCGAUUCUCCUCCCCCCGCUCUCCUCCUUCCGCCACGGAUUCCCCAUUCGCUAGCUAUCCCUCGCCCUCAAAGGGCCAGAAGACAACCAGCUACCUAUCCGCAUUCCCACCACCUUCCUCCGAAGUGCGUGCAAAUCUCCAACGCCGAUUCACCACUGACGCCAGCAAGCUCUCGUCAUGGCCUGCAUUUAGCAAUUCCCAACCCUUGCCCCCACCGGAGUCUUUCGACCUGCUUUCUUCUGCUACACAAAUUCAUAAGUCUCAACUGUUCGAGAAGAAGAAAGCCCAUAUCGAGUACAUGAGGGAGCAGAGGAAGCGUUUUGAAGCAGACAUGAAGCUCUUAGAUCUCCAACAGGAGAAAGAACGGCAGGAACUCGAUCAGAUGGCUCGAGAUCUUGCUAACGCAAGCUUGAGUGGGCCCGUUAGCGAACCCACAACCCACCCUGAGUAUAGAGAGAACGGAUUCCCGUCUGUCUUCUCUCGUCCAACUCGAUUUUCGAUCUCGAGUGCCACCGCACCUGGCGUGUUUAAUCCAUUCAGCCCAUCCCAGGUUGUGUCUCCUGCAGCACAGCCUAAGUCGAUUUUGGCUACUACGUUAGGCCAGGCGUCCGCACCGCAGUCCAUGUUGGGAUCCCGCCGGAACUCUGAGGAAGAAUACUUUCCAGAAUCGUUCCCGUCAUAUCGCCAAGGUUGCUCUUUUGGUUCUUUCACCAAUUCUACCACGGCUACAACCAAUGGGUUCUCCCGGUCUAUUGGCCUCAACCCAUUCCAUCCAGCUAAGUUUGCUUUGGGGGACGACGACGAAGGUGAUAGGGGAGGCGCCAAGGACGAUGACCGUAUCCCAACUCCGGAUGUAAAGAGUUAUCUGAAACUGACUGACCCCGAUGAUAAAUUCCCAACAUUGGUUCGUCGUGACGAUAGUUCUGGUUUGCUUUCGGCAAAUCCAGCUGCAUUGGAUUUGGCCAAUUCUCGGACCCCAGGGCCAGAGACUUACAAUCACCGUCAUCAUGCGUCCCUACCUUACAAUUCAUUGAAAAUGUCUCAGUUUGACUAUAUUGGAAACAAUCGUUCAGAGGGCCAAGGCGAGCACAUUUCCGCUCCAUUCUCACCCGCGAGUGAAUCAAACGCUCGCCAGCCACAUAGACAUUCGCUUGAGCCCGGGUUCUCGGCUUGUACUAACACCCAGAGCCUUUAUUCGACCACCAAUGGAGUCCAGUCCCGCCCAACAUCGUUGCAGAUGUCGUACUCUACCAGCGAUAUCCCAGCCUCGAAUAACAAUGGAUAUAUGGCUGUAACCCCUCCAAAGUCUCAUGGAGAUCCUUACCACUCUCACAGUGCAAGUGUUGGUCGAGUUCCAGCUACUCCACACCAAGGAAAUGACACACCGGCCCCUUCAAUCUCCCCUGACCGUGAGGACCAGUCCGUAAAUGUCCAGCCGUUGCGGUCUGUCCUGCAAGCAAACGCUACACCUUUUGGCCCGCAAUUGGCUUCCCCAACCACAGGGAUGUCAAACGGCAACAACUCCAUUAAUCCAACGAUGGGAUCCUUCACAAAUUCGAUGUACGGGUACACCAUGCAGCCAUUCAUUACCAGCUCAAUUCCAACCAAUCCCCCAGUGCCAGCCUUCCAACAUAAUCCGCCCUACGGUCCAUACCCAGCAGCUUACACCCCUUACUCCCGCUUCCCGGAAAGCCCUGCGAGAACCAACCAGGGUCGUCGCAGUGGAGAUGGCGAAUCAGGCCAGUUUUCGCGGUUUGGCAAUGCGCCUCUGGAAACAUACCAAGGCGAGCUUUAUAGCAUGUGCAAGGAUCAGUACGGCUGCCGCUAUUUGCAGAAGAAGCUGGAGGAACAGAACCCAGCACACGUUCAGAUGAUUUUUUUGGAGACUCAUAUUCACGUUGUGGAGCUUAUGACUGAUCCAUUUGGAAAUUAUCUUUGCCAGAAGCUCCUUGAGUACUCGAAUGACGAACAGCGCACUGCUCUCAUUAACAACGCUGCUCCUCAGCUUGUCAAGAUUGCUUUGAACCAACAUGGAACUCGAGCUUUGCAGAAGAUGAUUGAGUUCAUCUCGACUCCUGAACAAACUCAAACUGUAAUAAAAGCCUUGCGUGGUCGAGUUGUCGAACUUGUCCAGGAUUUGAAUGGAAAUCAUGUCAUCCAGAAAUGCUUGAAUCGCCUUUCCGCAACCGAUGCUCAGUUUAUCUAUGAUGCAGUUGGUGCAAGUUGUGUGCCAGUUGGGACUCAUCGUCAUGGUUGCUGCGUGUUGCAGCGUUGCAUUGACCAUGCUUCUGGUGACCAGCGCGCUCGUUUGAUCGAACAAAUCACCAAAAACGCAUUCACCCUCGUUCAGGACCCUUUUGGAAAUUAUGUCGUUCAGUAUAUUUUGGAUCUUAACGAACGGCAUUUUAUCGAGCCCAUCUGCCGCAGCUUCCGCGGCAACAUCCCCGCUCUUUCCAAACAAAAGUUCAGCUCCAACGUCAUCGAAAAAUGCAUCAGAACUGCUGACAACCAGUGUCGCGCCGCCCUCAUCGAGGAGAUGUUAGUCCCUAGCGAACUCGAAAAGAUGCUCCGCGACUCUUUCGCAAACUACGUCGUCCAAACUGCUAUGGACUUCGCAGAUCCCGACAGCCGUAAUAAGCUGAUUGAUGCAAUCCGCCCAAUCCUACCAGCGAUCCGCCAGACCCCCCAUGGCCGCCGUAUCACCGGGAAAAUCAUGAGCGCAGAGAACCAGGGACGUGUCAAUGGAGGAAAUUCCUCGUCUAGCAGCGGACAGAUUACGCCGAACGAGAUGACUAUGCCUACAACUAUGACGAUGGCCAUGCCGAAUGUCUAUCAACAGAUGCACUCUUACCCUACUUCCCUUCAUCCUCAGUAUCCAUCAGCUUUUAGUGUUGCUGAGAACGGCAACAAUGAUAUGAUAAACAAGAACUCUUCCACCGCAGCACCCGGAAUCAAUGGGAACGGUCUUGCAAAUCAUAACGCAAUUACUCCCCCGACACGGAGUGGCAACAACAACAAUGAGGAGAUUGUACCAACCAUUUACAGCCCCAUCCCACAAGGUGUGGAUGGAAGUAACAGAUUCCCAUCUCAGGGAUUCCCCUUUUAUGGAUAA